CCCCCCCCCCCCCCCGACCACAUACCACAUCGUAAUUACGACUCCCGAACUAGUGAGUAGAAGUUUCUGAGGACUAAAAGGUGAUCGGCACUGUUAACUGAACAAGUCGGAGGUCUGUUUGGAUUGUAGCAGUCAUGACUGUGUUCAAAGACUGCUCCAUAGUAGUGGACCUGAAGAAUGUACCUUUUAAGGAGAAGCGGAGGCUAGUGUCUGGUAUAUUAGACAAUGGAGGAAACAUAUCUUAUGUAGUCACCCAGAAGUGCUCUUUUGUGGUGGCCAGCAGCCUGGAGACCCUGAGCUGUAGCAGGCAGAGGGCAUCCCAGAAGCACCAGAUCCCCGUGGUCGGCGUGCAGUAUGUGUGGACUUGCUUGGAAAAGGGGCAGCUUCUUCCUGUGAAGGAGCACGUCUUACAGCCUCAGGCCUCUGACUCCAGACCCAAACCCUCCCCACGCCCAGGGCAGAAGGUGUCACAAGUUCACCCAGAGCUCCCGGACAGGAAGGAAGACACAUACCUGGAAGAGCUCAGGUUAAAUAAGGGAAAUGAAGACAACACACCAGAGUUUCCUUCACAUUUCCAAGUUGCCAAAUACUCCUUUUUUCUCAAGGCUGUAGUCGAGACCUGGGCAGUGGUGGAGCUCCAGAGUGCCAGAGGAGAGGGAGAACAGCAGUACCGCGUCACGAGCGCCAUCAUGCGUGAGGUGUCCGUGGUACAGGACCAGCAGGUGCACUGCUGUAGCUCUGAGGACGCUCUGGAGGCGUACGUGCAGUUCAACACAGAGCUGCAGUCCCAGGGCUUUACGCAGACAGAGUCGCUCCCCUCCGAGGCCGAGGCGCUGGCCUCACACACUCUGCAGCAGCUGCUGCUGGAGGAGCGGCUGAGCUGCUGCGACGUCUCACAGGACGUGGGCGUCUUCUUGGAGCUCAUCUGGACGGAGGCCCUCGGGUCACUCGCCAGCCUCCUCACUGUCCCUGUUACAAGCCUCAGCCUCAAUGACGUGAGUAGGGUGGAGGGGUUGCUGCUACAGGUGCAGAAGUGUGAGAGUGAAGAUGAGGUCCAGCUCCUCCUGCAGGAAGUCAGUACCCUGUUACCGCUCAGAGAGACGGAGGCUGAGGCCAGGGCGAAGCUUGUGUCUCAGAGACUGGACCUCUGUCAGCUUAUCCGAGAUAUUCUGAACGUGAGCGAAGCCACUUUGGGGAACCCCUCUCCCUCUUCUUUGGGGAAGUAUCGCGCCCUGAGGUGCAACAUUCAACCCGUCGCCUCUGAAAGCCCAGAAUAUCAGUCUGUCUGCAAACUUUUACAAGAGAGGCCAGUUCAGAUCCAGCAAGUACUUCGUGUGUGUAGAUCAUCAGAACUUCAUAUGUUUAGGGAGCAGCUAUGUAACAUUAAGCCCCUCCUCCAUUCUACAUUUCCUAGCAACUUUGUGGGAAUCUUGUCACGAGGUCUGCUGCUGCCGAGGGUUGGAGUUGAACAGCAUGGCAUUAAAAGAACUGACGUAGGAAAUCUGGGAAGUGGCAUCUACUUCAGUGACUCUCUGAACACCUCUGUGAAGUAUUCCAGGCCCAGCGUGACGGACGGCUCACGCCUGUUGCUGGUGUGUGAUGUGGCUCUGGGCCAGUGUAAGGACGUGUACAAGAAGGACCCAUCUCUGAUCUGCGCUCCCGACGGCCACAGCAGUGUGCAUGGCGUCCACCGCACACCGAACACACGCUCAGAGUUUGAGGAUGAUGAAUAUGUGGUGUACAACACCGAUCAGGUCAGGCUGAAAUAUGUAGUUCAGUACUUUCUGAAGGAAGACCAGCCGAAACCUUUUGAACCUCACAUUGAUACCUCUGUGGAGUGUUUACCUUCUGUCAUGACCUCUGACCUAUUGUCCAGUGAUGACGCAGAGGGGUUGGAGGUCACAAAGAACCCUCUGGAGGAUGUCACUCCUGGUUUGUUAGACAGCAGUGGGUCCACACUCCCCCUAGAGGCUGUCCAUGUGAGGUGCAAGCUGAUGGACCUUCUCUGUCAGGUUAUCAUUUUCCAGGUAUACACGAACAAGAGUGACGUUCCUAUUGAGGCUAAGUACGUGUUCCCUUUAGAAGAGACGGCAGCCGUGUGCGGCUUUGAAGCCUUCAUUAACGGGAAGCAUGUGGUCGGAAAGGUGAAGGAGAAGGAACAGGCCCGUAAGGAGUAUAAGCAGGCUAUAGAGAAAGGUCACGGAGCCUAUCUGAUGGACCAGGAAGCACCUGACGUGUUUACCAUCAGUGUUGGGAACUUGCCCGCUGGGGCCACAGUGCUGAUCAAAGUGACCUACAUCACGGAGCUGGUCGUGCGGUCAGGCACUGUCGUCUUUUCCCUGCCUGCCAGCGUGGCUCCUUGGCAACAGAGCGCAGCGCUAAACCAGAGAACUCAGACGUCUGUGGAGAAGGUUGGUGUGAAGGAGCUUAGAGCAGAGGGGGUGUUCUCUUUGCACAUGUCCAUUGAGAUGCCUUACGAGAUCACUGGUCUGGAGUGUUCUCAUCAUAUCAGAACCAAGAGGACAGACUGUAAAGCCGUGGUCAUGACCCUGCCUGACCAGAGCCUCAGCACUGACGGCUUCCAGCUCAGCUUCUCCCUGUCUCAGAUGCACAUGCCCAGGAUGUGGGUGGAGAAACAUCCUGAGAAGGACAGUGAGGCCUGCAUGCUGGUCUUCUACCCGGACUUUGAGUGCGGCGACGCGCGGUGGUCCGGAGUGAGCGACGUGGUCAUUGUGCUGGACACGUCAGAGUCCAUGCGCGGGGAGCCGCUGGUGAACGCGCGCCGCCUCGCUCUGAAGGCUCUGUGCUCGCUGGACCGCUCCCUGAGGGUCAACGUCGUCUGCUUCGGCACUGAUUACAAAGAGGCCUUCCCUUCACCAAGAGUACUAGAGGAAGUCUUUGAACAAGCCAAAACGUUCAUUAUGUCCUCCCCUGCCAUUGGUGGCAGCACUGAGCUGUGGAGGCCUCUGCGCAGCCUGAACCUUCUGCCGCCGUCGCGAGGCCUGAGGAACGUCUUGCUGCUCUCGGACGGCCAUAUGCAGAACCAGCCUCAGACCCUGCAGCUGGUGCGGGGUAACGCCUGCCACACACGCCUCUUCACCUGCGGCCUCAGCCCGACGGCCAAUCGGCACAUGUUGCGGGCACUGGCUCAGGCUGGUGGGGGAGUUUAUGAGUUUUUUGACGCAAAGAAAAAACACACCUGGGCUGAGAAGGUGAAAUCUCAGGUGAGGUGCAUGGCAUCUCCAGGCUGCAUGUCCGUGUCGGUGAAGUGGCAGCGGUUCAACCCCACAGCACCCCCUCCUGUUCAAGCACCCUCACAGCUGAGUGCUCUCUUCAGCAACUGUCACACUCUGGUUUAUGGUUUCGUGCCUCACUGUUCUCAGGCUACUCUGUUUGGUGAUCUCAGUGGACAGGAAAUUCAAACAAUGGUUUCUACUACAGAAUUACAGAAGACUAAGGGAACAUUCCUUCACAAGCUUACAGCGAGAGCAAUUAUCAGAGACUAUGAGGAUGGCAGUCUUGGCAUUAGCGAGGCAGAACAUGAGGGAAGGAAAGCAGAGCUGAAGUCCUACAUCAUCGAGCUCAGCAAAGAGUUCUCCAUCCUGUCUCAGUUUACCAGCUUUGUUGCCAUUGAAGAAAGGGAUCCGGAGCAGCCGGAAUCUGGAUUCACUUCCGUACCUGACCUGAUUUCAGAAGGGGAUGGGAAUGUGGAUAUCCUGCCCUACAUGGGCUGGCUUGAGGAGGAAGAGGAGGAGGGUUCUUCACUCAGUGACUCGUCCUUUGGAGACAUGGAGUUUGGUGCUGUAGAAUGCGACGCAGUGUACAAGACAUGUUUACAAACUAACGGGUCCUCCAGUCUGACAUCAGACCUCCCUUGUUCUCCUCCUGGCUCUGAGAUGGUCUGUACUGCAGACAUGUCUUUCCACAUUCUCCACCAUGACGAAGAAAGUUCCCAAGAUUAUGCUCCGCCCCCCAGUGAGGUUUCCGAGCUGCUGGCCCCACCACGACACACACGUCCUUAUAUCUGCACAAGCUUUGUUCCAAGUUUGCAGCCAAGUCUUCGUGCUGCUACGUCUCCUGGUGAUAUUGAUGCCCAUCUCCUGUCAGAUGUCCCUGUGUCUUCUCCUGUCCCUCCUGUACUCGGUGGUAUCUCUUCCAGAAUUCAUGCCAUGUCCUCUAGCUUUUUUGGUCAGAGGAGCAAGGGCGAUUAUCUCGGUGCUGAGCCCGCUGUCUCCAGUGUUGCUUCUCUUCGGCCCUUGUCGCUUAGUGGUGCACCUCCUUCUUCUUUUGGUGGUAGAGGCCUUUUUGGCAGUAGUCGACGUUCCCUGAUUUGUCUGGACAGGGAACCCUCUGAACCUCUGAAUCUUUGUGCAGGUGGUGGUUUUAGUUUUCGGGCCCCUCCCCCUAUUGACUCCCAGGCCACUUCUCCUCCCAUAACCUCUCCUCCCAUAACCUCUCCUCCCAUAUCUUCUAUCGCUUCUGCUUAUGCCAUUGGCUUUGCUCCCCAGAUCCCUCCCCCUCCUGCUCACAAUGCCGCUCCUCCUGUCCCACAGGCCCCUCCUCACAUCGCUGCUCCUGAAAUCAUUGAGUUUGCUCGCCGUGCCCGCAACUCCAUUUCUUUCUUCAUGGCCCCUCCUCCUGUCCCCCAAGCCACUCCUCUGGUCCCACAGGCCCCGCCUCCCAUUGGUUUUGGUGGUGCCAUUGGCUUAGCUCACCAUGUCAUUCCAUAUACUCACCAGAGCCAUAGCUAUCUUCUCCCCCAGGCCCCUCCUCCUGUCCCACAAGCCCCUCCUCCUCCUCCCAUCCCUGCUCCUGCUGUCAUUGACCUUCUUCCCCAUUCCUCUUCCACUUUGGACACCUCUGAUGACUUGGAAUUCCAGUUUCUCAAGAUGGUUCCUAAGAAGGGAUAUUUUGAAAAGAGACGUGGCAGUUCUAGACAAGACCUUUUUCGUUUUGCAAGGAAACAUGUUCAGAAGAGGAGGCAACCUGACACGAUCAACUGGGAGGAGCUGUUUGAUCUCCAACAUCAGGAUGGCUACUGGGAAUGCACUUGGAGGCUGAGCACAUUCCUCGGCCUGGAUGUAGACUUCUUUGCCAAUGUUUUUCUAAAAGAAAAAGGCAUCUGCUCUUUGGGGGUGAAGGUCCACACUGCCAUCCUCAGGCUGGUGGCCACGUUGCUGGUGCUGCAGUUGGUGCGUGUGAAGAUGGUGUUGGGGGUGGAGUUGUUCCACUCUCUCAUGCACCUUGCCAACGCCCCAAAGUCCAGGCCAGCGUGCUGGGAGGCAGUGCAGCGAGCCGUGAGCUGGGCUCAGGGGGCAGACAGGCAGUACCCCUGCGUGUGCACGCGCCUCGAGCUCGGUUGGGACUGGGAGUCGUGCACACGGCAGCUUCUGGGCCUGGAUGCACCUCCUCCACACUCCCCUCUGCUGCCAGUCCUGCAGAGGAGCGCAUGCACAACCCAGGUCCAGAAAUAGAGUUUCAGAAAAAAGUUUCAGAAAUAUUCACUCAACAGAAUUUAUUGAAUUAAUUAAUUAAUGAACUUGUGCAAAAGGAAUGUUGCCGGUAUCUAAACUAUAUAGCUUAUAGAUAUGUAUCCUAGAAAUUCAUCACAGAUUUCUAAACUAUAUAGUUAUAGAUAUCUUAGAAAUUCAUCAGAUUUCUAAACUAUAUAGAUAAAUAUGUUAGAAAUUCAUUGCAGAUUUCUAUUUCUAAACUAUAUAGCUAUAAGGUAAUACCUUUUUUUUUGCUUGAAAUUUCUUUUUCUUCUGAACUUGUACCUUAAGUAGUGUUUUUUUCUGUUAGGUAGUGUAAGGUGUGUUGUUGCAAGAAUGACAAAUGUGAUUGGAGGAAGAGAUCAUUUAAUAUUUUAGCUACGUUUUUUGGGGUGACUCAUGCAUUUGAGACUUCCACAAUUUAGUGCAAAGGUUGAAAUGAAAUCGACAAACUUCACAUGGACAAAUCAGUUGUUUAAAUAGUUUUUAGUGGAUUAAGAAGGAAUCGUCACCUUCGCUGUCUGGCUUCUACAGCACCGAUGACAGAAGACAUGCAGCCCCCAAUCCUGUACGCUUGUAGCGUAGAGGAAUUUACACGCAGGUUCUGUUUCUUGUUCCCUUGAUUAUACAGUUCCUGUGAUUUGACGAAUAGUUCAGUAACAAUCAAAACCCUUCAGCAAGUGCAUGGUUGUGUCUGCCUAGACAAGAACAUCUUUUGGCAGUUUGGGUGUGUCGAAUGCACAGACAUGAAUAAUUGUUUUUAAUGUUUUAUUGAUUCUAUGAUUUCUCUGAUUAAAUUAAAGGCCUUUGCUGUUUUUGAUUUUUGCGACAAAAAGUAAACAGAAUUACAAAUAUAAAAACUGCAGUACAAUCUUUUACAUUUUCCUGUUUUAACCAAAUAGAAUUUUAUGAACAUAAUCUAAAAUACUUGCCAGCAUUUCACCUAUUAAUGCACUUAUAUUUAAUAUUACUUUAUUAUAUAAUAAUUUCUGCAUUAACUUUUGGGGUUUUAAUUGGCCUUGUACUGGGCUUUUGCUGAAAUUUAGGAUAUUCUAUUAGUCAUAUAAUGCUAAUGUUCUUGUUGCUGUCCUGGUUGCCGUGCUGGUUGCUGUUCUUCUUCCUGUCCUGGUUGCCGUGCUGGUUGCUGUUCUUCCUGUCCUAGUUGCCGUGCUGGUUGCUGUUCUUCUUCCUGUCCUGGUUGCCGUGCUGGUUGCUGUUCUUCUUCCUGUCCUGGUUGCCGUGCUGGUUGCUGUUCUUCUUCCUGUCCUGGUUGCCGUGCUGGUUGCUGUUCUUCUUCCUGUCCUAGUUGCCGUGCUGGUUGCUGUUCUUCUUCCUGUCCUGGUUGCCGUGCUGGUUGCUGUUCUUCUUCCUGUCCUGGUUCGAGUGCUGGUUGCUGUGCUGAUUGUGGCUCCUCCAUUUCCUGUACCAUGUAGGUUUGCAGGAGCAAUGAAAUUCCAUUUCAAAGAUGCUCUGGAGGAUGUAGAAGACGAUAAGGAUGAGAAAAGCGUUGGCAGCCGUUGAGAGGAGGCUGAACAGUUUCUGCGGUACAUCAGGUGGCAGGUGCGUCAUCCUUGAAGACUUCACUCAGUUCAACCUCAGAUGUGGAGAAAUUGAGAGAAAACGUUGAUGUCCAGCUGCCCAAAACCUCUUUAACUUGUGUGAUCGCUUUAGAGGUGUCAACAGUCCAAACAGAGUCUGAUUCUGAAGGCGAUGCCCUCGGAAUUCUUCAGUUAUGAUGUGUGUGCAUGAUGUGGACAUUGAGUACCCACAGGUUCCUCUUGGAAAGUCCUUCAACCAUGUCCACAAGUUUCAGUAUAAGUAACUUAUGUUAGAGACUUAUUGUUAAUUUCAUAUUGAUGUGUAAAAUUUCUUUGUUUUCAGUACCUAUGAACGAUUUUGACUGUUUUCUUGCUUUUUUACCAAAGUUAUUAUUUUUCUGUAUGUGAUGUUGCUAAUUCCGUCCUUAUUACUUUGUACAAUCAAAAAAGUGACACUAAUAUGGAACUAAACGUGUCACGAGUGAAGAACGUGCAGACCAAAAAAAGCAAAGUAAAGGAAGCGAACGCGACUCUUCAAGUGUUUAAAGAAAACUCCGAACACAAAAGUGUACUGAAUACGACAAAGGAAACCGACGUGACAUUAACGACGGACAACGGUGAAGAAACUAUACCGGCUUAAAUAAGGCAAGCAAUAAUGUCAUAAUAACCCCCAGGUGGGGAGGAUAAUAAUAAUUAAAUAACAAUGCAUUGUAUUUAUAUAGCGCUUUUCAAGGACCCAAAGACGCUUACAAGAGUUAGUACCAAAACAAGAAAUGACUAGGUUAGCUCAGCACUGGGCUCAUCAUGGCUCCACAGAUAAUCUGUACUGAUGCAGUUAAAUACAAUGCAAAUAUGCUCCUCCCGUCUGCUCCAUGCUCAGGUCUUCUUGAAUUCAGACAGAUAUGGCAGGUUGUUGCCAUCGGCACAGCGAUCCGUUUUGCGCAUCAACAGCCUGGUACAGUGUAACGUGUCCAAUCUUCUGAACUCUGCAACCAGUGUCCCACCUGUGUGUGAGAUUUAAAUGAGUUAAGUGAUGUUGUCAUACAUAAUAAAAGGCAAAGCGAUA
Molecule: messenger RNA, 8096 nt
Organism: Electrophorus electricus (electric eel)
Lineage: Eukaryota; Metazoa; Chordata; Actinopteri; Gymnotiformes; Gymnotidae
Source: RefSeq, a predicted model, not a curated record